AAAGGUUCAUAGCCAUGAAAUCUGUGAUUCUGGUACUUUUUCUCUGUGAUUUUUCUGUCACUUCAUCAGAGGUGCACAAUGAUUAUAAUGUAAAGCAAGUGACACCACAUAAAGACAAUAUGGAGAUCAAUGAACUCCUGGAAAAAGCUGAAAACAUGGGGAAGAAAACUGAUCAACAGCUUGCUGUACUGGAAAAACUUUCUGAAAAGGCUGACCAGCUUCAGGAAAUUUUAUCCUCAAUGAAGGAGAAGGAGAGUGUAAGGAGUGAAGUUGCACAACAGCUCAUUUCCAGGAUUGAAUUCUUGGAGAGCAUCAACAGUCCCAAGUUGCCAAAGACAUGCCAUGACUUGCAUGGAAAGGGUGUCAGGGAUUCUGGAAGGUACAAGAUUGAUCCUGAUGGCCCUUUUGGAGAUCAUCAUCCUGUUUCUGUCUUUUGUGACAUGGAUGAAGAUGGAGGUUUUACUGUGGUUGGGCAUGAUGCAGAAAUUCCCCUUCCAAUCCAAUCCUGCAACACCCCUGACUGCUACUCAAAGACUGUCAACUAUGAGAUUCAUCCAGAUCAAAUAUCUGCUCUUGCUGAUUUGUCAGAACAUUGUCAACAAGAAGUCACUUUCCAUGUCCAGAGUAAAACAAAUGGCACCUUUGUGGCAGUGCCUUUUGAAAACCAAACUUCACAGUGGUGGGCAAAUCCUACUCCAGGAAACACCUCAAAUGCUUGGUUUCUUCCACAAAGUCAUCACACACAGAGUUUGACUGAAAGGGAGCUGCUUCCUUUGACUAAAUUAUUCUUUGGAGGCAUUCAAGAGGACUCUGACAUCCAUGUGUCUCACUCCAUUAGUCCAUUGAGGUGCAGAGGCAGAAGACAAGCCUCUCAUCCAGCAAUAGAAUUUCAAAACUGUGAGGACUUAUACAGGGCUGGUGUGCACAUCAAUGGGUAUCACUGGAUCAAACAUGACAAGAAGUGGGUUCCAAACUUUGAAAACUUCAAAACUGAUGUCAACUCUGGCUUCAAUUUGAAACUUGGAGAGUUCAAGGUCACAAUACCUGGUUACUACCACUUUCACAUGCAGUUUUUGGGGGCGCCAGUUUUUGAUGUCAGGGGCUCAGAAAUAUACCUCAUCAAGAACUACAAUAGUGUAAAUGGAGCUAUUGCUACUGCUCAGCCAAACAGCAUUGGACUGACAUCUGCUAUCCUCAAGCUUCAAGAAGGAGAUAGGACCCCUGAUGGUGAUGGAAAAUUGAGUUUGCUUCUUCAACAAGUGGAACAAAUAGAAACAAAAGGACUUCUUCAGGAUGUUUACAUUCAAGAACUGGAGCUGAACAGGUCUGAAAUAGUUGACUCAUUGUUAGAAGUGAAGGACUUGCAGGAUGAGAACAUUUUGGAUGAUUUGAAGACAAGGUUGGAGUACCUGGAGGUCAUCACCAAAGACACAGUGCCAAAAACAUGCCAUGACCUGUUCUCCCUUGGGGUUAGGGAGUCAGGGAAGCACACCAUUGACCCUGAUGGCCAUUCAGGUCUGCAUGACCCAAUUGAGGUCUUCUGUGACAUGGAAAAUGAAGGAGAAACAUUCAUCCCACACAUGGGAGUUGAGUUGGAUGAACUACAAUUUGAACCUGACACAGAAGGUGACUAUCACUCCAGUAAACUCAACUAUAAUGUUCCUCAUGGACAGAUUGAAGCUUUGUCCAAGUUGUCUGAAGGUUGCCAUCAAGAAGUGACAGUCACAUAUGUGUUUAAAAGGCAAUACUGUGACAUGAGCAAAGAAGUGAACAAAAGGGCUACCCCUGUCAAAGCUGGACCAGCCAUGGCUUCAAGUCCAGUCCACUUCCACGUCUAUAGAAGACAUCCUUUCAGCCUGAGAUCUGAAAGGGUGGCGUUUGAUGGGGUGCUAACAAGUGUUGGUGGAGGCAUGGAUCUGAAGACUGGAAUCUUCCAUGCACCAGUUGGUGGGGUUUAUUCUUUCCAUUUCCAGUACAUCCAUGCUUCACCAGACACAGGAAGAGGGACAGAUAUUUAUCUCAUAAAGAAUUACAACAGUGUUAAUGGAGCCAUUUCUAGUGGGUACCCCAACAGUCUUGGAGUGACUACUGCAGUGCUGAAACUGGUCCCUGGGGACAAGAUCUACUUGAGACUGUUUCAUGGAGGAGCUUACAGCAACAAGCAUGGGUUGACAUUCUUUUCUGGGUCUUUGCUUGAUCCUAUGUCGGUGGGAGACAUUGGAUCAUUCGGUGACGCGAAAAUCGCCUGUUUCUUUUCGAGCCUGGAUCGAGGGGAUAAAAAAGGAAUAUGA
This is a messenger RNA of Notodromas monacha, 2291 nucleotides long. The record is from the annotation of a GenBank genome assembly. NCBI's taxonomy places the organism in Eukaryota, Metazoa, Arthropoda, Ostracoda, Podocopida, Cyprididae.